UGCCCCUGCACCCCACAGGGUCUGAGAAGAAUGUGGCGCAACAAGGGGAAGACCACUGGUGCCAGGACCCCGUUACCCCCUGAGGCCCCCACAACAAGCCGUACUCCUACUCCGGCUAGGGCCCAGGCGGUCGGUAGCGCUCCAGAACCUGUUGACAGUCUCCAGAAAUAUUAUAAUAAUCUGUGUUUGAAAAAGUCCCAGAAAGUUAACCCUUUUCUAUUGCAUAUACUCCAAGGAGUGGAUGAAGAAAUCAGAAAGGGCUUGAAAGAAAUCACAUUAAACAUUGCUGGUAACAAUCACUCAGUGCCAGUGGAAAGAGUAACAGGUGAACAUUUUUGGAUCCUUUCCAAAAUUUUAGAGAAGAAUCCUUGUAUUAAUGGUUUGGACGUUAGAUAUAACCUCAUAAGUGAUGUUGGUGCAUACUAUGCUGCAAGACUGCUUCAGAAACAACACAGUCUCCUUUACUUAAACCUCAUGUUUAAUGAUAUUGGGCCCAAAGGUGGAGAACUGAUUGCUAAAGCACUGCACACGAAUACAACUCUGAAAUACCUAAGAAUGACUGGAAACAAGGUCGAAAAUGAAGGUGGAAUGUUUUUUGCUGCCAUGCUACAAAUUAAUUCAUCCUUAGAGAAGUUAGAUCUGGGCGACUGCGAUCUGGGAAUGCAAAGUGUGAUAGCAUUUUCUACAGCUCUGACUCAAAACCAAACAAUUAAAGGAAUAAACCUAAACCGACCUCUACUGUAUGGUGAACAGGAAGAGUCCACCGUUCACCUAGGCCAAAUGUUGAAAGAAAAUCACUGGCUUGUGGAACUAUACAUGAGUAAGCACGACGUCAGAAACCCUGGUCUCAAGCAGCUGUGUGAUGGGCUGAAUCUGAACAAAAGCCUGCGCUACCUUGAUAUCAGCUGCAAUAAAAUAACUCGUGAUGGAAUCACUUCUUUGGCUGAUGUCCUGAAAAGCAAUACUACCUUGGAAGUAAUAGAUCUUUCUUUUAACAGAAUAGAAAAUGUAGGAGCAGAGAAACUCAGUGAAACUCUUGCUUCACACAACACGAGUCUUAAAGCGUUGUCAGUAGUCAGCAACAGUAUAGAGGGAGAAGGACUUGUUGCCCUUUCAGAAUCGAUGAAAACAAACACCACACUCUCUAAUAUCUACAUUUGGGGAAACAAAUUUGAUGAGGCUACAUGUGUGGCAUAUUCCAACUUAAUUCAAAUGGGCCGUCUGAAACCAGACAAUACAGAUGUGGAGCCAUAUGUGGUGGACGGACACACGUAUCUUGCAGAAGUCUCCAAUGGCCUUAAAAAGCACUAUUACUGGACACCAACUUAUGGAGAAGCUUGCAGCCCCUCAUCUAAUGCGGGUUUUAGUAUUGUACCAGUAGGCGAACAGCUGUGAAAAAAGGCUCUUAAAUUUCAUACAUUUGUCUUACUACAUUCACAGAUUAGUAUUUUAUUGCUUAUUAAAUUUCUUUCAUAAAUUAGAACAAGUUACUUUUGUCAAAUAUGUAAAAGAUAUAUUAAACUUUGUACAACUAUGCCUUAUGAAAAACUUGACUAGUGUAAUUUUUAAAAGAAAUUUGACAAAAUAGAGACUAACAUUUUAACCCUGGAGAAUCAAGGAACUAAACUAUUUUUAUAAAGAAAAAUAUCACCAAGAGUAAAAGAGCAAUGAAGCAAAGUCGUUAGAGGUAUGCUAACUGAAAGUUGACGUGAAGUGGCAAAACGGUUUCAGGUGGCAGGUUCUCAGGGAAUUUCAAGGGGGUUAGGGGUAGAAGUAUGUUAUGUCUUAUUUAGGUAUUACAGGUGGGUGUUAUAGAAUCUCACAAAUAAAGGCAAAUAUAUAUAAAUAUAAACAUUUACAAACACAUGUAAGUAUCUUUCCAAACAAGUCAGUGCUGCCAAUGAGCUUUUUAAGAUAGUUUCUUUUGGAGGGUGCCAGUAACAUUUUAUAUGAUUUAAUGGUAAAUAAUGAUUGUUGCCUGAGUCCAAUCUUGUUUUUAAAUUAAGAUUCCCAUGAAGAGGCAACUGACAGUAUGAUCCUUUGUUUAGAGACCUAUACUCACAAACUUAUUAAUUCAUACACAGGCAGAGGCUGCUUAAUCUGAAUGAUUUAUUACUGCUCAAGCCAGACAAAGUAUUAAAAAAAGUAUAUGAACAGCUUUUAAAAGGUACUUUAAAUUGAGGUUCUGCAGUCUAAAAGUAAAUGACAGUCUAUCUCUAAAUGUUGAGGAAGGAGUAAUAGAGGUGGUGGUCAGCUUUAUAGUUAUCCAAGUAAUGACAUCCACUUGACAGUAUUGUGAAUUCCUCAAAUCAUAGCUGUAGUCUAAAAAUUUAACAUUAAAAAACCCAAACAUAUCUGCCACUGCCCAUCCUUUAGUAGAUUAAACAAUUAAGGUAAAUAUCCCCUACUCACUAUUUCAUUAUUUUUAAAGUUUAACAGGUCUUUCCUUAUACUCAGCACCUUUCCAUACUCCCUAGGAAGGUGAGGAUGGUGGUGGUGGUUUUAAAAUGGGAAGAACAUUUGAAUAAUUGUAUCAUUAUUUUCAUUUAACGUUCGGGAGUCAUGAGCCAGAAAAGACCUGAAGGUCUUAACAAAUUCAUUCCUGUGCUAGCAGAGAUCAAUUUGAAUCAUCCAGGAGGGAUGGUGGCCAUCAGGUUGAGUCUGUGCUGAAAAACAAAAUCUUGAAACAUCUGGAAUUGGUUGAAAAAUGUACACUUAGUAGUUCAUGUUAGUGACACAAUGUGUGGAUUUCAAAGGUUUUUUUCAACAUAAAUAUUGUUUAUAAAUUAUGAUAAAGAAAACUACCAUGUCUGGGAAUGGAAUUUUAUAUAUGACUUUCCAUGAUGCCAAAAAAAAAAACCCACAUUGAGUAUUUACUGUCAACAAAUGUUUACAAUGGAAUAAAGCUGUAGAGAGCACAGAA
This is a messenger RNA of Phyllostomus hastatus (greater spear-nosed bat), 2923 nucleotides long. RefSeq names its product leucine rich repeat containing 34 (gene LRRC34). The transcript has 11 exons. NCBI's taxonomy places the organism in Eukaryota, Metazoa, Chordata, Mammalia, Chiroptera, Phyllostomidae. The coding region runs from base 31 to 1395 and encodes 454 amino acids. The record is from RefSeq and is a predicted model, not a curated record. Gene Ontology annotation, molecular function: protein binding.